Aspergillus melleus is the source of this 567-nucleotide messenger RNA. RefSeq names its product GNAT family N-acetyltransferase. NCBI's taxonomy places the organism in Eukaryota, Fungi, Ascomycota, Eurotiomycetes, Eurotiales, Aspergillaceae. The transcript has a single exon. Gene Ontology annotation, molecular function: acyltransferase activity, transferring groups other than amino-acyl groups. The record is from RefSeq and is a predicted model, not a curated record. The coding region runs from base 1 to 567 and encodes 188 amino acids.
AUGCAACCAAGCAAACAACAAUUCCAAAUCACCUCCAUCCAAAAUGAAGAGCACAUCUCCGCAGCCCGGGCCCUCUUCAUAGCCUACACCGAAUGGCUCAACGUCGACCUUACAUUCCAAGACUUCGCGUCAGAGCUCCAAUCUCUACCGGGCAAAUACAGCCCCGCCCACGGAGGAGAGCUUUUACUUGCCUACAGCGCAGACGAAACAAAGACACCGCUAGGUUGCGUGGCUGUCCGACCUCUUCCCCUCCAACCAGACAGCCCGACGCACGAUCAAGAGGUUCCCCAAUCCCAGUCUGAAACGCAAAGAAGACAAAGGACGUGCUGCGAAAUGAAGCGACUAUACGUCUCUCCCGAAGCACGAGGAAUGGGACUAGGGACGGCGUUGACCGAUGCGGUUGUUCAGAAAGCGAAGGAGCUGGGGUAUGCGGAGAUGAGGCUGGAUACGCUUCCUCAUAUGGCCGGGGCUAUUCAGCUGUAUCGACGAUUGGGGUUUGUUGAUAUUCCGCCUUACUAUGAGACUCCGCUGGAGGAGACGGUGUUUUUGGGUUUGGAUUUGACCUGA